AUGAGCCUCCCUCUGAGCGUCUUCUCGCCGCCACUAACGCCGGACCUCCUUGAGGAAGAAGAGCUGCGUGCUGCGUGCGCCGCCGUGAUGGAACCGAAAAACAACGCCCUCCUCACCUUUGGGCCCCCCGGUAACCAAUGGACAUAUGACAGGCUCACCAAAACUUACGACCUCACCCGCGGGGGGGACUCGCCAUCCCCAUUAAAGAUACGCACCUCACGCGGCCCGGCCGACACAUCCAUCCUGGUCGACCCGGCCGCGGCAGUGCUCGUCAUCAUCGACAUGCAGAACUUCUUCCUGCACCCGUCCUGCCGCUCGCACCCGGCGGGCCUCGCGGCGGUGGGGCCGCUGCUGCAGGUCAUCGAGCGCAGCCGCGAGGCGGGCAUCCAGGUCGCGUGGCUGAACUGGGGGCUGACGGACGCCGACCUGGCGGCGCUGCCGGCCGGCGUGGCGCGGGGCUUCGCGCGGGCCGUCGUCGCCGGGGAGAAGGACCAGGCCGGGCUGGGCGUCGACCUGGGCGACGGCAAGGGCCGGUGCCUCGUCGCGGGCGAGUGGAACGCCGAGAUCUACGAGCCGCUCAGGCGGGCCGUCGACGACGGCGGCGGCGGCGGCGGCGGCGAUGUCCACUGCGCCAAGAACCGCAUGAGCGGGCUCUGGUGCGAGGCACAGCCGCUGUGGAGAUACUUGGCCGAGAGCGGCAAGAAGACGCUCUUGUUUGCCGGUGUCAACACCGACCAGUGCGUGCUGGGGACGCUGACGGAUGCGUAUAAUGCCGGGUGGGACUGCGUCCUGGUUGAAGAUUGCUGCGCGACCACGACGGAGGGUGCGCCUGAGGUUUGUUUGGCGAACGUUGCGCAUUCUUACGGGUUUGUCAUAGACUCGACGACUUUUACAGCAGCUGAAUCAUGA
Diaporthe amygdali is the source of this 909-nucleotide messenger RNA. RefSeq lists its product as uncharacterized. Bases 1 to 909 code for a protein of 302 amino acids. NCBI's taxonomy places the organism in Eukaryota, Fungi, Ascomycota, Sordariomycetes, Diaporthales, Diaporthaceae. The record is from RefSeq and is a predicted model, not a curated record. The transcript has 2 exons.